AUGACCAUAUACUUGGAUGAUUUUUUGGCUUGGGAAGAAACUUCAACUUUUUUAAACAAACUUUUGAUGUUCCAUCCCAUUCGAGAAGGAAACAGAGGAGGACAAGGACUGUUUAAAUGGGAUGAUGUCAAGGAUGACAAGCAUCGAGAAAACUAUCUUGCCUUGGACUGGUACAGUAGAAACUCUGACCCAAACUCUGCAGAGGUACAACAGAGUGAGCUAGCAGAGAUCAAGCGGUUGGAAGAGGAGGCUUUGACAGAGGCUUUGGGAGGCCGGGUCUACCGGAAAAAAGAACUCCACAUGUCCCGACAAGAACUCCAGCGAAUCAUUCCAAAAGACCUAGGACCAAGUGCAGAUGUUGAGGACAAGAUUUCCGGAAUUGGCUUUGGAGGAUCUGGCAUGCAAGGACUGGCUCGCAGCACAUUGGUGCUCGAUUCUACAAAUAUCAGCAGUGGCUCAUUGGCAUCAGCACCAGUUGAUGGCGGAUCUGUCAAAGAAGCUAGAAAUGGCAAAACAUUUACGCAGCCAUCUCACUCUUUGACCUCGGAUGUUCAUUUGGAGUUUAAAAACAAGCGUGACAAGAAGGAUAAAAAGCAUAAAAAGGACAAGGUUCACAAAAAAGAAAAGUCAUCUCGUUCAAUCAAAUCCCAUCGCUCAGAUCACUCGUCAAGGCGUGUCCGCGAACAGCAUUCUACGGAUGAUAGGUUGGACAAACGCUCCUCUGAGAACAGAAGAAAGCGCAACGAUUAUGAUGAUUCUCGUGAAACCCCCCGAAAUUAA
Messenger RNA from Batrachochytrium dendrobatidis JAM81, 780 nucleotides. RefSeq lists its product as uncharacterized. The record is from RefSeq and is a predicted model, not a curated record. NCBI's taxonomy places the organism in Eukaryota, Fungi, Chytridiomycota, Chytridiomycetes, Rhizophydiales. Bases 1 to 780 code for a protein of 259 amino acids. The transcript has 4 exons.